GAGUGCGGGAUUGUCAAUGCGACCGCCAUGAGCCAGCAUGAUCUUUUCACAUUCAACGACCUACCACAACUUUCAACCUUCUACUUUGCCCUUCCGCUCCUUAUAUACCAUCAGACACAAGUAUACCGAGUAUAAGAACCACUAAAAGGGUCACAAGGUCAAGCAGGACCUGCUGUCGCGCAUCAUGUCGACCGAAAGACUACGCGUCUUCACGUUCAACUGCUGGGGCUUGAAAUAUGUUUCACAAAAUAGAACAGAACGAAUAGCUGCCCUUGCCAGAGCCCUUGCGGAGACGGACUACGAUAUCAUAGCUCUUCAAGAGCUCUGGGUGUUUUCGGACUACGAGCAUGUACGGGCAUCAGUCUCGAAGCGAUUGCCUCAUGCCAAGUUCUUCUACAGUGGUGCACUUGGAUCUGGACUUGUCAUCUUCUCUAGGUUUCCUAUUGUUGCCGCCACGGUACAUCCAUAUUCUCUGAAUGGCUCGCCUAUUGAUGUAAUAGCUGGGGAUUGGUUCGUUGGCAAAGCCGCCGCAAGCGUGUUGAUUGCCCACCCAACCCUUGGCCAAGUUCAGGUCUUCAAUACCCAUCUCUUUGCCAAAGGUGGUGAUGAAGGGCCUGAUCACCACAAAGCCCAUCGCCUUGUGAACGCAUGGGAGUUUGCAAAACUCGCGAGACAAGCUGCCGAACUUGGUAGAUAUGUCAUUGCAGCGGGAGACUUCAAUAGUGUUCCGACCGCUCCUCCUAUGGGCAUCAUUCGUGACCACGCAUCGCUAAUCGAUGCUUGGACUCAGUCGCAUGGACAUGUGCGCAAUCCUAGUUUGAGCAAUAUCCCGACUCCUGCCGAUGCCAUACACAUUCACGGAGUCACGGCUGAUUCUCCUUUAAACUCGUACUCGGCAGGGAAGACGUUGGAGCCCUACGCGCGAUGCUUCCAAGGAAAGCGUUUGGACUAUAUCUUUCAUAGACACCCUACGGUCUCGGCCGGAGAUGAGAUCCCUUCACUACGCUGUGUAGACUCUAAAGUCACGAUGACGGACCCCGUUCCCAGAUAUUCUUUCUCAUUCUCAGACCAUUUCGGCCUCGAAGCGACGUUUGAAAUAUCUCCGGCCGAAUCAGUCAUCGGUACUGCAAAUGAUACCUGCGCUGUCCAGAGUUCGGAAGCCGACUUUGCCUUGGCUUCCGUUUCGAAUCCACAGCCCAAGCCGGGACGCAAUCUUUCGCCGGACCUUAUCACCUCUACGCUACAGUCCCUCACGGCCAGAUACCGAUAUGCCCACUCGCAAGCACGCUUCCACCUUAUGGUCUUUGCGAUAUCUCUCUUCCUCCUUCUUUGCCUCAUCAUAGGUUCUGCAUGGCUCCCUCAUUCUUGGAUCAGUCCCAUAUUCAUGGUUGCUGCUGUUUUCCUGGCGUGGUUGGCGACGACGAUGCUUUAUGUCGGUUUUGUUUACGGGAAAUGGGAGACAAAUGCUCUCACGAACAUCAUAGAAGAACUAGAGAUUUACAAAGAAAGCUUGGAGGAGCAUGGUAGUGAUAGGCGGCGUGGCAGGUCGUAAUGAGCAUCGUGGAUGGUAUUCAGUUCGACUUACUUUUAUGUGCUGACUGUUCAUAUUGCUAUUUCAACCUUCUUUACGCAGCAGUUUUUUUAAUAAUUUCUCUUGCAUAUCCUUCAACCUACUUGAGACCCUCUUUCAAUCCAUUUUGUUAUGCGGCAACUUUAGUCGAGCUCUAUUAUGCGGAAUGCGUUUCUGUUGUUCUGAAUGUUUCCGUCAGUUUGAGCAAAUUCUCUGGACACUGACGUGAUAACUUU
Molecule: messenger RNA, 1806 nt
Organism: Somion occarium
Lineage: Eukaryota; Fungi; Basidiomycota; Agaricomycetes; Polyporales; Cerrenaceae
Source: the annotation of a GenBank genome assembly